This is a messenger RNA of Capsella rubella, 794 nucleotides long. RefSeq lists its product as uncharacterized. NCBI's taxonomy places the organism in Eukaryota, Viridiplantae, Streptophyta, Magnoliopsida, Brassicales, Brassicaceae. The transcript has 2 exons. Bases 131 to 595 code for a protein of 154 amino acids. The record is from RefSeq and is a predicted model, not a curated record.
CAAAGUGUAUCUCUGUUUCCGAGGUAGCAAUAGACAAAUUGAGGAAGAGGAAGAGGAGACCGAUAAGUGAAGCAAACUCAGAUUCUUUGAUAGCGAUUUAACGAAGUCCCAAGACGAAGGGCUAAAAUUAAUGGAGGAGUCUCACUUUUCUCUGAGUCGACUCGCCCUGGUCACUUUCUUGGUCCUCUGUUUCUUAACCGGAGAUUCAUCGGCGACGAGGCCUGGUUUCCUCUACACCAGACACAGAGGAAGAUGCACGCCGCAGUAUUGGAGCAGCGAGAGGGAAGCAUGGCCGAGGAUGGUACCGGAGAGAUCAACGGUUGAGAAAAUAUUCGGAGUGAUGGUUGCGAAAGAACGGUGGAGAUCUGAUCUGACUCUGUUGGAAUCAACGGCUAGGAACGACGAAGAAGGUAAUGCCUACGGUGCUCUGCUGAAACAGGGGAUCGCAGCUCUUGUCAACUCUUACGCGAGAAAAAGUUUCUCUUAUGCUCCAUGGGAAGUGAAGACGAUGCUCAUCCAAGCCAUGAUUUCGGAGCCGGCGGCUCGCCGGCAAGCGGAACACUUCGCCGCCGCUAACGUCGAUUGUGACUUAUAGACAAUGAAGAUCUAGUAGUUACUCUUGUCGUCUGUAGGUUUGAAUUUAAGCUUCUUGUCGUGUACCUAAGUUUGAUUCUGAUCUGAACUGAACUGACCAGGCAAAAAAAGAAAAAAACAUAUAUAGCUUCUGUCUCUCUCUCUCUCUUUCAAUGUAAUGAUUGAUUGAUGAUGGUUCAACUUAGGUUUGCAGUUUAACC